Molecule: messenger RNA, 998 nt
Organism: Cavia porcellus (domestic guinea pig)
Lineage: Eukaryota; Metazoa; Chordata; Mammalia; Rodentia; Caviidae
Gene: Pde6d
Product: phosphodiesterase 6D
Exons: 5
Coding region: 206-658 (150 amino acids)
Biological process (GO): sensory perception of light stimulus
Cellular component (GO): cytoplasm
Source: RefSeq, a predicted model, not a curated record
GGUGCGGGCGCUCCGAGGCUAGAGGGAAGCAGAAGGGAUCAGGAGCGGGAGCUCAGGGGAGGGAGAGGCCGGUCCGGCUCUCGCCGCUGCAGCUGCUAACCUGAGGUCUCCAGAUCCGGCUGCGGCUCGGCCCUCGGCCCCUGGGCAUUAUCCGAGAGGCUCCGCCGGCCAGCGUGGGAGAGUCGCGGGCGGCAGCCGCCGCAUCAUGUCAGCCAAGGACGAGCGGGCCAGGGAGAUCCUGAGAGGCUUCAAACUCAAUUGGAUGAACCUUCGGGACGCCGAAACAGGGAAGAUUCUCUGGCAGGGGACCGAAGACCUGUCUGUCCCUGGUGUGGAACAUGAAGCCCGAGUUCCCAAGAAAAUCCUCAAGUGCAAAGCGGUGUCCCGAGAGCUAAACUUCUCUUCAGCCGAGCAGAUGGAAAAAUUCCGCCUGGAGCAAAAGGUUUACUUCAAAGGCCAGUGCCUGGAAGAGUGGUUCUUCGAGUUUGGUUUCGUGAUCCCCAACUCCACAAACACCUGGCAGUCCUUGAUAGAGGCUGCGCCCGAAUCCCAGAUGAUGCCUGCGAGCGUCCUCACCGGGAACGUCAUCAUAGAAACAAAGUUUUUUGACGAUGACCUCCUGGUCAGCACGUCCAGAGUGAGACUUUUCUACAUCUGAGCCAGAACUCACGCGCUUGUGGAGCUGCGCACGAAAGAGGAAACGUUUGCUUCUUCCUCGGCUCAGCUGAGUUUCCCAGACUCCCGAUCCGGGACCAGACCGCAGGUAACCAGGCGGCUAUUUCCCGGCCCAGCCGCGCCUCCCACCGCCCUUAGGGGCAGGGCUCAGCCGCACCUGUUACUGGAGGCUUCCGUGGCCCUGGGUUUUGGGAAAAAAUUCACGAUUCUGCCCCAUGUUUAGCUUUUUCCUACCAUUUCUAUUUGGUACAUUCUCAUACAUUUAACUUGUAAAAUAGACUGCAAUAUUAUUUCAUAAUGUAAUUAAAACAUGAAUUAAAAUA